Messenger RNA from Orussus abietinus, 1972 nucleotides. Its product is annotated as membrane-bound alkaline phosphatase. The record is from RefSeq and is a predicted model, not a curated record. Gene Ontology annotation, biological process: dephosphorylation. The coding region runs from base 39 to 1721 and encodes 560 amino acids. NCBI's taxonomy places the organism in Eukaryota, Metazoa, Arthropoda, Insecta, Hymenoptera, Orussidae. The transcript is spliced from 8 exons. Gene Ontology annotation, molecular function: alkaline phosphatase activity.
CGAUCAAAGCAGGCUUCGAACAUUCGGAAAAUAGGAUCAUGGCUUCGAUGGUGAUUUUCGCGUUUCUCCUUCUGUUCGUCUCCGUUGCCCUCGCAUUCCCCCCCAAUUCCCAUAAAAGUACAUCUCCGGAAGAAAGAAGACGCAGAGAUGAUUUGGCCGACGAGGUGAUGCACUCGAAAUUACCCCAUAAAGGAAAGAGUUACUCGAUUAAACGUACUUGGGAAGCAUUUAAGGAGACCGAAGAGGAGAAAGAAACCGCGCACUGGUUGAAUAGUGCUCAAGCAAUUGUAAAGGAGCAUUUGUCGUGGCGUCAAAACACGAAGAUUGCGAAGAAUGUAAUUCUUUUUAUCGGCGAUGGCAUGUCGAUCCCUACGUUAACGGCCGCGAGGACUUAUCAAGGCCAGCUAGAGGGACGCAACGAGGGCUCCCUCUUCUGGGAGAAAUUUUCCUAUACCGGGUUGGUUAAGACAUACUGCGUGGAUUCCAUAAUCGCGGACUCGGCCUGCAGCGCCACUGCGUAUCUGUGUGGCGUCAAGAGUAACUACGGGACCAUCGGUGUAAACGCAAAAGUGCCGCGCGGCGACUGCGCAGGUCAGCUGGACAAGCGGAACCACGUGACCUCCAUUAGCCAAUGGGCGCAGACGGCAGGCAAGGCCACGGGUAUAGUAACAACUACUAGAGUGACUCACGCUUCUCCGGCUGGGACUUUCGCUCGUGUCGCGAAUCGCGACUGGGAGAGCGACUUCAAGGGCCCGCUUCCAAAUUGUGUUAACCGGAGUUUAACGGUCGUCGAGGAGAACCAGGACCCGCGCAAAUGCAUCGACAUCGCGACACAGCUCGUCAAGGAAUCCCCGGGAAAGGAUUUCAAGGUGAUUUUGGGAGGAGGACGCCGUGAGUUCCUUCCGGCCACCACCGUCGACGAUGAGGGCGCUGCUGGUAGAAGGUUGGACGGGGUGAACCUUAUAAAGGCCUGGCGUCAGGACAAAGUCGCUCGCAACGCUACUUACGAGUACGUUUGGAACCGGGAAUCCCUGAGGAAGGUGACUGACGAUCCUGGAAAAGUCGACUACUUGUUGGGGUUGUUCGAGUCAAGUCACUGCUCUUAUUACGAAGAUGCGGCUCCUAGCGACCCCACCCUGGCGGAAAUGACCGAGGCCGCCAUUAAGAUUCUCCAGCAGGAUUCCAAAGGCUACUUUCUUUUCGUAGAAGGUGGACGGAUCGAUCACGCACAUCACGACACUUACGCCAAUUUAGCCCUUUCGGAGACCGUGGAAUUGUCGAAAGCAGUCGAAUUGGCUCGCAAACUCACCUCGGAAGAAGACACCCUGAUCGUUGUGACCGCCGAUCACGCUCAUACCAUGAGCAUUUCCGGGUACCCGGAUAGAGGAAAUGAUAUCCUGGGAAUUGCCGAAGACAGCGAUGUUGAUGACCUGCCUUACGCCGUCCUCAACUAUGCGAACGGUCCCGGUUAUAAACCUGCCGGACAAAAUGGCUCCAGAUACAAUAUAACAAACGACGAUCUAGGUGGUAUUUAUUAUCAAUACCCGAGCCUGGCCCCGCGUUCCUCGGAGACUCAUGGCGGCGACGAUGUGGCCGUCUUCGCGAGCGGACCCUGGUCCCAUCUUUUCACCGGUACGAUGGAGCAACAUGGGAUCCCUCAUCUCAUGGCUUAUGCAGCCUGCAUGGGUCAAGGGCUCACGGCGUGCAAGCGUGGAAGUUGAGUUCCUCCCACGAGUUGAGAUGCGAAGUGAUUUUUUGUCUUAUUAUUACAUACGUUACACUACGGUAAUCAGAUGUUUUUUAUCUCCAAAUACCAAGAUAUCGAGUCCGAGAAUCAAUUAUUUUUGUUAAUUCCAUACCCGGGUACCGUUGCCGAAAGCUAUGAACGCGUCCCGAGUUAGUAUAGAAUCCGUGUAUCCGUGUAUGUAACCGACGGACGUGUUGAAUAAACUGUUUAAAGACUAACUUCUAA